This is a messenger RNA of Cannabis sativa, 816 nucleotides long. RefSeq lists its product as uncharacterized. The transcript has 3 exons. NCBI's taxonomy places the organism in Eukaryota, Viridiplantae, Streptophyta, Magnoliopsida, Rosales, Cannabaceae. Bases 1 to 816 code for a protein of 271 amino acids. The record is from RefSeq and is a predicted model, not a curated record.
AUGAGUGUCCGUAAGUGCAUUACUUCGGGUUCUACUACUAGUAUUUUGAAGGAUCCUUGGCUCAAUGAUGAGCAUCAGUCUUUCAUUAUGUCUUCUAAUCCGGCGUUGGUUAAUCAACAUGUGUCAGCGUUAAUGAAGACUACUUGUAGAGAGUGGGAUGACGAGGUGUUGUUGGAUGUUCUUUGUGACCGUGAUUAUAGGUUAGUCAAAGCUAUUCCUCUUAGUCAGUCGGUUGAUGAUGAUUUUUGGUUUUGGUUUAAGGAUAGUUCGGGUAUGUUUACUGUGAGGUCGGCUUAUAAUCUAAUUCAGGAAAAUAAAGGUUAUCGGGGCCAAGCUGAUAACUCUGGGUUUUGGCGUUCUCUUUGGCAGUUGAAGGUACCUCCGAAGGGAGCGGUUGAAACUAUCCUGCAUAUACUUGUGGAGUGCCCUUUUUCUCAGAAUUGCUGGCGGGCUGCUGCAAUUCCGAGCUUCCCUUCGAUUGCUUCUAAUUUUGCAGGUUGGUUUGAUGAUGGAAUUAAGCACUCUUCGAUUGAGGAGGUGGUGUCAACAGCUUCUCUUAACUUUGUCUCUUGGAGUGAUGCUCAAAAAAAGUUCUCUACUUCUCCUAAUGACUUGGGUCAUGAGCGAUAUGGUGAGCAUUGGACUAAACCGGAGUUAUCUUAUAUCAAAGUUAAUGUUGAUGGCGUUAUUUUCUCCGAAGAAAGUCGUUUUGGUUUCGGGAUGGUGGCUAGGGAUAGCACUGGCGUUGUGUUGGAGGCAGUUCAAACGUGUCGUUCGGGUUCUUGGGGUCCUCUAAUGGUGGAAGCAUGGGACUAA